This is a messenger RNA of Mauremys reevesii (Reeves's turtle), 1712 nucleotides long. RefSeq names its product zinc finger protein 665-like. NCBI's taxonomy places the organism in Eukaryota, Metazoa, Chordata, Testudines, Geoemydidae. The transcript has 3 exons. Gene Ontology annotation, molecular function: RNA polymerase II cis-regulatory region sequence-specific DNA binding; DNA-binding transcription factor activity, RNA polymerase II-specific. Gene Ontology annotation, biological process: regulation of transcription by RNA polymerase II. The record is from RefSeq and is a predicted model, not a curated record. The annotation marks the transcript as partial.
AGGAAAGAAGGCUUCCGAGAUGCACCCAUACAGGUGAUGACUGACACAGAACCAUCUAGGGAAUGAAGGAGAAAGAUAAGAAUCCCCAAAUAUGGUGUGCUGAGCGAGGGAGUGAGAAUGAGGAGGGGAAUCAUCAUGAGGAAGUUCCCGGGGAAGUGGAACCGCAGGGGACCUUUGUGGGAAGAACUGAAGGGAAUUUUUCCCCGCGCUUCAAACUCGGAGAAGCCUGGGGAAAUUGGCACAGAUCAGAGAGGCUUCUGGGAAACCACCCAGGGAAGAAAGUGGAUGAAUCUAGUAAUGGUGGGGGAGGAGAGAAGGAUCCCAGAGCACAGCAGACAAAUCCCAAGGAAGAGACACCCUGGCACUACAUUCAGUGUGGGAAAGGAUUGAUUGUGAGAUCACAGCUUGUGACACAUCAGACAAUCCAUACUGGAGAGAAACCCCUUCAAUGCUUGGACCGUGGGGAAAGCUUUAAUAAGCUCUCAGAUCUUAAUAACUACGGGAGAAGCCACAGUGGAGAAAAACCCUCUGAAUCUCUCGAAUCCGGGAAAUGUUUCAUUUCCAAGACACAAAUAAUUAAACAUCAGUUAAGCCACACAGGAGUGAGACCCUACAAGUGCUUGGACUGUGGGAAAAGUUUCAUAAGAAAGUCAACCUUUGUUAAACAUCAGGCAUUACACACAGAAACGAGACCCCACAAAUGCUUGAACUGUGGGAAAUGUUUUACAGAGAGGUCAGACCUUGUUAAACAUCAGGCAAUCCACCCAGGAGAGAGACCCCACAAGUGCUUGGAGUGUGGGAAAAGUUUCAUAAGAAGGUCACACCUUGCUAAACAUCAGGCAAUCCACACAGGAGAGAAACCCCACAAGUGCUUGGACUGUGGAAAAAGUUUCACAGAGAGGUCAAACCUCAUUAAACAUCAGGCAAUCCACACAGGAGUGAGACCCUACAAGUGCUUCGACUGUGGGAAAUGUUUCAUAAGAAAGUCAAACCUUGUUAAACAUCAGGUAAUACACACAGGAGAGAGAUCCCACAAGUGCUUGUACUGUGGGAAAAGUUUCAUAAGAAAAUCAACCCUUGUUGAACAUCAGGCACUACACACAGGGCUGAGACCCCACAAGUGCUUGGAUUGUGGGAAAAGUUUCAUACAGAGGUCACACCUAGUUCGUCAUCAGGUAUUACACACAGGAGAUAGACCCCACAAGUGCUUGGAGUGUGAGAAAAGUUUCAUACGAAGGUCAGACCUUGUUUAUCAUCAGGCAAUCCACACAGGAGAGAGACCCCACAAGUGCUUUGACUGUGGGAAAAGUUUCAUACGAAGGUCACAUCUAACAAACCUUGUUGAACAUCAGGCAAUCCACACAGGCGAGAAACCCCACAAGUGCUUGGACUGUGGGAAAAGUUUCAUAAGAAGGUCACACCUUGUUAAGCAUCAGGCAAUCCACAGAGGAGAGAGACCCCACAAGUGCUUGGACUGUGGGAAAUGUUUCACAGAGAGGUCAAACCUUGUUAAACAUCAGGCAAUCCACACAGGAGAGAGACCCCACAAGUGCUUGGACUGUGGGAAAGGUUACAUACAAAGGUCAGACCUUGUUAAACAUCAGUCAAUCCACACAGGAGAGAGACCCCACAAGUGCUUGGACUGUGGGAAAAGUUUCAUAAGCAGGUCACACCUUGUUCAACAUCAGAGAAUCCACACAGGAGAGAGACCC